Debaryomyces fabryi is the source of this 531-nucleotide messenger RNA. It is a transcript of the gene HHO1, whose product is annotated as histone. The coding region runs from base 1 to 531 and encodes 176 amino acids. The record is from RefSeq and is a predicted model, not a curated record. NCBI's taxonomy places the organism in Eukaryota, Fungi, Ascomycota, Pichiomycetes, Serinales, Debaryomycetaceae. Gene Ontology annotation, molecular function: DNA binding; structural constituent of chromatin. The transcript is spliced from 2 exons. Gene Ontology annotation, cellular component: nucleosome. Gene Ontology annotation, biological process: nucleosome assembly.
AUGAUAAAAUCAGCGAUCGAAACAUUAAAAGAAAGAAAUGGUUCAUCUCGUCAAGGAUUGAAGAAAUAUGUCCAGUCUAACUACAAAAUCAAAGCUGCUAACUUUGAUGCUUUAUUCAACACUGCUUUAAGAAAGGGUGUUGACACUGGUGACUUCCUCCAACCAAAGGGACCUUCUGGUCCUGUUAAAUUGGCAAAGAAGGGUAAGAUUGCUCCUGUCGAAGCCAAGGUCUCUAAGCCAACCAAACCAAGCAAACCAGCUUCCAAAACUACCACUACCAAGAAAACAGUUACAAAAAAAAUCACGCCUAAGACUGCUUCUAAAGCUGCUCCUGCUGCUAAAAAGAAGACUGUUGCCAAAAAACCUGCUGCUAAGAAGGCUGCUGUUACCAAACCAGCCGCAAAGAAGGUGACCAAGAAAGCUCCUGUCAAGGCUGCUCCAAAGAAAACCACCGCCAAGAAGGUCACAAAGCGAGCCACCAAGAAGGCUCCGGCUAAGAAAGCUGCUACAAAGAAAUCGGCAAAGAAAUAA